AACUUACAUUAUUGUAAUAGACUGGAGCAGAUUUAAGUGGACCAUUCAAGACCCUGUCCAUUUUAUCAUCAGAAGUAUCACAUAAGUACACACAUCUUAGCUUUAAUGCAAGCAAAGUUGCUUGAAAAUGGCAUGGGUAAAGUUCUUACGGAAACCUGGUGGCAAUCUUGGAAAAGCUUAUCAGCCUGGGAGUAUGCUGUCCCUGGCCCCUACCAAAGGCUUGUUGAAUGAACCAGGACAAAACAGCUGCUUUCUUAACAGUGCUGUACAGGUUUUAUGGCAAUUAGAUAUAUUCCGAAGAAGCUUGCGGCUUCUGACUGGACAUAUUUGUCAGGGAGAUGCCUGCAUAUUUUGUGCAUUGAAGACAAUAUUUGCACAGUUUCAACACAGUCGAGAGAAAGCCCUCCCCUCGGAUAACAUAAGGCACGCCCUUGCAGAGAGCUUCAGAGAUGAGCAGCGGUUUCAGCUGGGCCUGAUGGACGACGCCGCAGAGUGCUUUGAAAAUAUACUGGAGAGGAUUCAUUUUCACAUAGUGCCAAGCAGAGACGCAGACAUGUGUACCUCUAAAUCUUGUAUCACUCACCAAAAGUUUGCUAUGACUCUGUAUGAGCAGUGUGUGUGUCGUAGCUGUGGAGCAUCAUCAGAUCCUCUACCCUUUACAGAAUUUGUACGGUACAUUUCUACAACAGCCCUGUGCAAUGAAGUUGAAAGAAUGAUGGAAAGGCAUGAGCGAUUUAAGCCUGAUAUGUUUGCAGAAUUGCUGCAAGCAGCAAAUACAACUGAUGACUACAGGAAAUGUCCUAGUAACUGUGGCCAAAAAAUAAAAAUUCGGCGUGUUUUAAUGAACUGUCCAGAGAUUGUUACAAUCGGUUUAGUCUGGGACUCUGAGCAUUCUGACUUGACUGAAGAUAUUGUUCGGAAUCUGGCAACCCAGCUUUAUCUUCCUGGGCUUUUUUAUAGAGUUACUGAUGAAAAUGCCAGAAAUAGUGAGCUUCACCUUGUUGGCAUGAUUUGCUACACCAGCCGACAUUACUGUGCCUUUGCUUUUCAUACCAAGAGUUCAAAAUGGGUAUUUUUUGAUGAUGCAAAUGUGAAAGAGGUUGGAAGUAGAUGGAAAGAUGUGGUCUCCAAGUGUAUCCGAUGCCAUUUCCAGCCAUUGCUUUUGUUUUAUGCGAACCCAGAUGGCACAGCAGUUUCCACUGAAGAUGCACUCAGGCAGGUCAUCAGCUGGUCACAUCAUAAAUCUAUUGCAGAAAAUAUAGGAUGUGAAAAGCCCUCGAUUUCUAAGUCAGAAAAUUCAAAAGAAAAUGGAUUUGGUGAUCAGACAAAACAGAGGGAAAAUCAGAAAUUUCAAGCAGAUAGCAUUUCAUCAUUUAAUCGGAGCCACAUUCAAACAAGUAGUGGUAGAGGACCAGUUAAGUCAAGUCACAGUGAUCAAAGGGAAAAAAUAAAAGACAUUUCCAGAGAAUGUGCUCUAAAAGCCAUUGAACAGAAAAACUUACUUUCCUCACAAAGGAAAGAUUUGGAGAGGGGACAGAGAAAAGAUUUGGGUAGACAUAGAGAUUUGGUUGAUGAAGACCCUCCACAUUUCAAGACUGGAUCACCUCCUACCCUAAAUGGCUUUAGACAGUAUGGGAAUCCACAUCUAUAUCAUAGUCAAGGGAAAGGACCAUGUAAGCAUGACCGAACUGCCCAUCAGAGUCGAACUUCUGCACAAACCUUAAGUUCAAGUAAAUCCCAGAUUCUUGCUUCAGGAGAGAAAAUAACUGGCAAAACUAAGAGUGACAGCGGUACUGGGUAUGAUACAGACAGUAGCCAAGAGUCUCGCGAUAAAGGAAGCAGCUCCAAUGGCAGCAAUAAAAGCCGAAACCGAGGCUGGAAACCUAUGAGAGAAACAUUAAAUGUUGAUAGUAUUUUUAGUGAAGGUGAACAAAGGCAGCAGAGUCCAAGGCAUAAAUCAAACAUCAGUAACAAGUCUAAAUGUAGCAAAGAUCAGAGUUUUAACGAUUGGCCGAAAGAGAAUCCAAAGCAAAAGUGUUUAAUGACCAUAUAUGAAGAUGAAAUGAAGCAAGAAACGGGAAGCAGGACUUCCCUUGAAUUUAAUGGAAAAGUAGCAGAGAAAAAUAAAGCCCUCAGAGAAACUAAAGUUCAUGGUGACAACUGGCAGAUGCAAAGGACAGAGUCUGGAUAUGAAAGCAGUGAUCAUAUCAGUAAUGGCUCUGCUAAUUUGGACUCGCCUAUUAUUGAUGGAAAUGGUACAGUGGUGGAUAUCAGUGGUGAUAAAGAAACCACAUCUUUCAGUGAUCAGAUUAAGACAAGCAACCGAAACACAGAACGUGUGAACUAUACCUCCCAACAGAGCAAAAAUCACUUCGAAGGCUUUAAAAGAGAACUCAAGAACUUAGACGUAGUCUCUAAAGCUCAUGAGUUCCACCCAGAAUCACACCUACAAAUAAAAAAUCCUUUGAUAAAAAGGUCACAUAUACAUGAAACCAAUGGAAAGACAUUCCCUUCAUUCAAUCCAGAAAUACUCAAGGACCACACAGUCAGAGAGCAUACCCACCAGUCAGAUGAACAGAAACUUGAAAAAUCAAGUGAACCCAAGUUUUCUGAGUGGCUUAAUAAAGAAAAGUCUGAGAGAACAGGUUUGCUUUUUCACAUUGAUGAUAACUCUGGUUCUGGAAAGAGAGGGAACAGUAAUGAAGCAGUCUCACCAUCUUCAUCACAGUCUUCACACAUGAGAACUGUGGGGUCAAAGCCAGAAACCGCUCCCCUCAUCCAGCAGCAAAAUAUGAUGGAACGAUGUUACUAUGAGAACUCUCUACCCAGGGAACCUCUGGUUCAGUCAGCCUGUAGAUAUGACAGUUGUCAGAUGCCAAAACUUGUUUGCCAGAAUGCACCACCCCCUCUGCCACCAAAGAAAUAUGCUAUGACCAGUGUGCCACAGUCAGAGAAAAAUGAUUCUACUCCUGAUGUCAAAGUAGCAGAGACGUUUAAGACUAACUCUUCUAGUCUUCUGAAGCACAGUCCAAGUACAGCCUCAGAGCCAGGCAUAGACAUGAGUCCGUAUGUGAACAAUGAAAGAUUUAAGGAUACAUUUCAAGCAAAAGAGUAUGUCGGCAACACAUCAAACACCCCAUCCAGCUCUUCAACUAAAGAUUUUCAGGCAGACUCAGGUGUAGCUGUUGGUGCUUUCUGCCAGCCAGAAACAGACUCUAGUUCUACAUGUCCAAAUGAGACAGUUUCAUUAACUACCUAUUUUUCGGUUGAUAACUGCAUGACUGAUACAUAUAGAUUGAAAUACCAUCAGAGGCCCAAGCUUUGCUUUCCAGAGAGCAGUGGCUUUUGUAAUGAUAGUUCACUGUCUCAGAAUGAAAGAGAGCUAGGACCUGUGUUACAUAGUAGUUUUGGUUCAAACUGCCCUUCCGAGCAAAAACAUAAACCUGGUAUUCACUGUAAUAGAUAA
Molecule: messenger RNA, 3466 nt
Organism: Budorcas taxicolor (takin)
Lineage: Eukaryota; Metazoa; Chordata; Mammalia; Artiodactyla; Bovidae
Gene: USP53
Product: ubiquitin specific peptidase 53
Exons: 15
Coding region: 128-3466 (1112 amino acids)
Biological process (GO): response to auditory stimulus; protein deubiquitination; sensory perception of sound
Cellular component (GO): cell-cell junction
Molecular function (GO): cysteine-type deubiquitinase activity
Source: RefSeq, a predicted model, not a curated record